AUGAUAACAAAUUUAUUUUCAAUUUUUGAUCCUUCUACAAGACUUUUUACUUCUAUAAAUUGAUUAGCUUUACUUAUACCAUUAUUUUUUUUACCCUAUUCUUAUUGAAUUUUACCUUCACGAUUACAAAUUGUUUUAUUAAUAUUAAUAAAUUUAAUUUUUAAAGAAUUUAAGUCAUUAACCAAAAGUAUUUAUAAGUCAAAUAUUAUUAUUUUUAUAAGAACAUUAAUUUAUAUUUUAUUAAUAAAUGUUAUAGGUUUAAUUUCUUAUAUUUUUACUCCAACUAGACAUUUAUCAGUCAAUUUAUCUAUCUCUUUAACUUUAUGAGUAAGAUUUAUAUUCUAUGGAUGAUUAACUAAUACAAACUCUAUAUUUAUUCAUUUAGUACCUUUAAAUACUCCGCUAAUAUUAAUAAAUUUUAUAGUAUUAAUUGAAUCAAUUAGAAAUUUUAUUCGCCCAUGAACUCUAGCAAUUCGACUAUCAGCAAAUAUAAUUGCAGGCCAUUUAUUAUUAUCAUUGCUUGGAUCUUCUAUAAGUAAUAUAUUUAUUAUUUUAAUCCCUUUAGUUAUUGUAGUUCAAAAUAUAUUAAUAUUACUAGAAAUUUCUGUAUCUAUUAUUCAAUCAUAUGUAUUUUCUAUUUUAAGUAUUUUAUAUUUUAAUGAAGUAAACUAAUGAUAAUUUAUCAAAAUCAUCCUUUUCAUUUAGUAACUAUUAGACCAUGACCUUUAAUUUUAUCGGUAAAUUUAAUAACUUUUUUAGUUAGAAUAUUAAAUUGAUUUUCAUUAAAUAAUUGUAUUUUUAUUAUAAUAAGAUUAAUCCCUAUAGUUGUAUCAAUAUAUCAAUGAUGACGAGAUAUUAUUCGAGAAAGAACUUAUCAAGGAUGACAUACUUUGGUAGUAUAUAAAUUAAUAAAAUUAGGUAUAAUUUUAUUUAUUGUAUCUGAACUUUUCUUUUUUAUUUCUUUUUUCUGAACUUAUUUUCAUAGGGCAAUUUCUCCUAAUAUUGAAAUUGGAUCAAUUUGACCCCCAAAAAUAAUUAAUAUGUUUAAUCCCUAUGAUAUCCCCUUAUUAAAUUCAAUUAUUUUAAUUUCAUCAGGUUUAACAAUUACUUGGAGACAUCACUCUUUAAUUAAUAAUAAAUUAAAUGAAAGAAUAUUUAGUUUAUUAAUAACUAUUAUUUUAGGAAUUUAUUUUUCUAGUUUACAAGCAAUUGAAUAUUUUGAAGCAGAAUUUUGUUUAAAUGAUAGAAUUUUUGGUUCCAUUUUUUUUAUAAUAACAGGAUUUCAUGGGCUUCAUGUAAUUAUUGGAAUUUUAUUUCUAACUAGAUGUUAUAUUCGUUUAAAUAAUAAACACUUUUCUAAAAUACAUCAUUUUCAUUUCGAAGCUGCUUCAUGAUAUUGACAUUUUGUUGAUAUUAUUUGAUUAUUUCUUUACAUUUCUAUUUACUGAUGAAUAUUUAAUUAAA
Messenger RNA from Hylaeus volcanicus, 1464 nucleotides. RefSeq names its product ATP synthase subunit a-like. The annotation marks the transcript as partial. Gene Ontology annotation, biological process: proton motive force-driven ATP synthesis. NCBI's taxonomy places the organism in Eukaryota, Metazoa, Arthropoda, Insecta, Hymenoptera, Colletidae. Gene Ontology annotation, molecular function: proton transmembrane transporter activity. The transcript has a single exon. The record is from RefSeq and is a predicted model, not a curated record.